This is a messenger RNA of Alternaria ventricosa, 1950 nucleotides long. RefSeq lists its product as uncharacterized. The record is from RefSeq and is a predicted model, not a curated record. Bases 1 to 1950 code for a protein of 649 amino acids. The transcript is spliced from 2 exons. Lineage: Eukaryota; Fungi; Ascomycota; Dothideomycetes; Pleosporales; Pleosporaceae.
AUGACACAGCACGGCGAUGAGGCCCAAUUGGAGCGCCCUCAAACGUCCAUUGGUCUUGAGGAUGAGACACCUACAUCCGCAGAAGCCCAAGGCGACAGUCCAGACCCCGAUAUGACAGCGCACGAAGACCCAGCGAUCCCAAGUCAAGCUCCGCCGAAGCGUCCUCGCUCCUGCUCUUCAUCGGAGCCAGAGGAUGUGGUCUCAAAGAAACCAAAAUUGAACGAUCCCGCGCCCGUAGCUACAUUCGUCCCCGCGCCUGUAGCUACACCCGUCCCCGCGCCCGUUGCUAUACCCGUCUCUACUACGCCGACCAAUGGACCUCAAGGCCUACUCAAGCUUCCAGCAGAGUUGUUAGACGAAGUGAUGGUGCAUGUUCGCUAUGGAGUGAAGGGUAGACAACAUUUGUACGACGUCAGUCUCGUCUGCAGAUCUCUUCAGGACCACGCCGACCGAUUACUCUACGAACACGUCGCCAUCGACAUCGACCAAAGCCCGUGUCAGGAUGCUAGCUUCAUGGCGGAUACCUAUCUGCCAUGUACCCUGGACAAGAUGAAACUUUACCAGACUCAAACACUGAGUCUCUCUGCUUCGAAUGAUAAAGAAGUUGGAUACAUUCUGGCUGAGUUCCUCAUGGAACUCCGCGAUGUGCCGUUGGAGGAGCUUCGACUUUGUCACGUCUCCGUCACUCGCAAGGUCGACGUCUAUCUCCAGACCCUGUUCGAUGCCGACACGCCACUGAAGGAGAACCUCAAAGAGCUGCAUCUUCCAUGGGCUUGUGACUCUAUCCCGCAGCCACACCGUAUGAUGGACUCUUCGGUCGACUAUACGUUCCAGCCUACCCGAAGAAAAAGCAAAGAGGCACUCAUGGUGCACGGUAGCGGGUACAAGGCUAUGUCACACCGCAAUACAGAGACAGGCACGUCAGUGAACAUGUUCAAAAGAGUUCUCGGCGCCUUUGGGUUCCCGACCGCACAAGGUUUCGAAUCAGUAUCAUGGUCGAUGCGAUGGCCCGAACAUGACUGUGCAAACAUCUUCAACAUGGCUCCUGCGCCACCCCCCGCCAUCCGCUGCUUCAACAUCACGCAUCUGCGCCUCGGUCACUUCGACUUUGGCCACGGUUUCCCCCAGGAUACUUACACAUGCAUCAACUUCUCCAGCAUCCGCUGGCUCGAACUAGAUGACUGCCAGCUGCUACCCCGCUUCCUCAAGCACUUCAUGGCUAGUGACGUCAGUCUUCAGAAGCUGGACGUGCAGAACUGGGACUACGCUGAAGAGCUUUGGGACGAUGAUCCCAACGGUCUUGAGGCGUUUCUCGCUUCAUUCUCGACCCUGAAAGACCUCAAAGUGGUCUCGCUCAACCCUUGGCAGCCGGACUUGGCUCGGAUGAUCGCCAGCCAUUCUGAUCUGGAGUCAUGUGAUCUAAGCUUUGGAGCGAACUCUCUCAACGUAGGUAUGCUGAAGAAAAUCUUGGCUAUCCGUCCCAACCUCAAGCGGCUGGGAUUUCGACACCUCAUGUUUGGACUACCAUGGAAGCAUGACGGCUUCGGUGGCAAGAUACAUGGCGUUACCGGAGCGCAGAUCACCGGCUUCGACAACCGUUUUGCCGCCUACGCCGAGGUUUUGGCAAACUUCUCUGAGCUGGAAACGGUCGUUGCUUACUUCGAGCCGUUUGAGAGCGAUGGUGGCUCUUCCAAGGCAGGCCCAGGCGGCGACGAUGCUCCUGACGACCCCAUGCAUCAACGGCUCUCUGAUCGUAUUCUGCAAGAGAUCCGCAAGGUAGCCAGUAAGAAGGGUCUGGGAGAGUCGAAGGUUGCAACCAUGGUCCUGCACGACAAGGCUCUCGCAGGUGAGGAUCUCCUCGGUGAAGAGGAUGUGGUUGAUCAGAACUACUAUGAGAGGGAAUACAAGUACAUGAGCGGUACUAGUAGCAAGAUGAGCUUCAUUGCAUAG